CAACAGCAGCAGCAACCACUGACUGCACCGCAGCAACAUGUGCAACAACCACCGCCUCUGCCGCCACCGAAUGCAAAUAUGAAGAGUUUAAAGUAUUACGAGCAUCUGCAGGCCACCUACGACUGCCACCACGAUCUGAUGGAUCAGGAUCAGGAUCAGGAUGACUACGAGGACACCUGCAUGCAGCGCAAUCACCCGUACAACAACUCCCAGAGGCCGCUUUUGGGUGACAGACGACCCCAGUUGACGGUGAUGAGUGUGGGCAAGAAGGGCAAGUCGGCUAUGGCCCAGCAAAAUCAUCCGCUGCCACCACUGCCGCCCCUAAGGACCUACAUCUCACCCUACGUGCAGCAACAGAAGCGGGACAGCGCCAAGGGAUUGCACGGGUUCAACGAUUUCGAUGCCCUGUCGCAGCAGUACAAUCAGCAUCUCCAGAGUCCACACAUUGGCUAUCCCUAUGGCAGUCCACCAUCGCCCACAGCUCAGUCCAGCGAUUUCUGUUUCGAUCGGCAGAACGGAUUGGUUAUGCUGCCCGGUGGAACCACCGCUCCCAUCAUCUCCAGCAGUUCCAGUAGCAACUGCAGCAGCUCGCACACCACAUCCACCUCCUCGCCCACCAGGUAUUACCCAGAUCAUCAUCAUCAUCAUCAUCAUCAUGCGGCCAGCAGUAGUGCUCUGUUGUAUCCCUCCCGAUUCGAGGACGAUUUCUGCAUGCGUCGUCCUGCCGUUCUCGAGAGUUCCAGUUCGACACCCACCGCUGGAUUGGGUGGACCCUUCAUCUUUGGCAUUGCACCGGAGCAACAGGUCACGGACUAUGGCAGCAAUCCACUGCCGCCAACGCCGCCUCAGCUGAAACAACAAUCUGUGAUUAGCCGAAGUCCUUUGCAACAAUCGCUGAGCGAUACGAGUGCCGCCAGCAGCGGCAAAGGCUCCAAAUUCUUAUUGCGUAAGCGUAAAUCGAAGAAGACAGCCGCAACAACAGCAGCCACAGCAACAGCAACAGCUGACAACGCAACAAAGGCCAAAAAGAGUGGCAAAAAGGCUGACACCCCUUCGCAGCCUUCGAUCAAGUGCGUGCUGGUGGGCGAUGGAGCUGUGGGCAAGACGAAUCUGAUCCUGUCGUAUCUGGAGAAUCGCUUCAAUCCCGAACACAUACCCACAGCCUCAGACAUUUAUAAUGCCGAUGUGAAUGUGAACGAGAGUCCGGUGCACUUGACGCUCUGUGAUACCGCCGGCCAGGACACUCUGGAUCCGCUGAGGGAGCUCUGCUAUCCCGACAGCGACGUCUUCCUGCUCUGCUUCUCGGUGGUGAAGCCGGAAACGUUUCGGGCCAUCAAGGCCAAGUGGGCACCGAAGUUCGCGAAGACCAAGGCCGCCCUGAUUUUGGUUGGCACCCAGGCCGAUCUUCGCACCAGCCCCAAUGUCCUUAACAAACUGCAGACAAAUGGCGAGAAAGCAAUUUCAUAUGCAGACGCCUGGGAUUUGGCAACAACAAUUGGCGCAAAAUACAUUGAGACUUCGUCAGCCACACAGGACAAAGUCAAGGAUGUGUUCGACACAGCCAUUUGGGAGGGCCUAGUGCCCACCACCCUGCCGCCCACGCCCUCGAUCUGGAGGAAGCUCUUCUGCCUGGCCUGAAACUCGAAAAAUCUACUCAACUCCACACACGAUUUAUUAUUUUUUUUAUUCGGAUAGCUAUAGAUUAUAAUUAACUAUUAUUAUUUAUAUUGAACAAUUUUUUUAUUAGAGAUUUUCGUUUAGCAGUGCUUGCACACAGACUGAUCUACACAAUAACUAAAAUAAUAUAAAAAAAAGAAUAUUAAUAAUGUUUAAUGUCUAAACAAAUAUGUUUUCAUGAUCGAUUUUUUACUCGUACUCGUAAUCAUGUUCAUGGAUUUUUCUCAUCUUUUUUUUGCUUAAUUUAUAGUCGUAAACUAUUUAAUCUUAAUUAUUAUCGCCCAGACCCACGACUAUGUUACAUCAUUCCAUCCGUUUUUAGGCAUUACGUUUUAAGCAAAUAUUUCAAAUAUUGUAUAUCGAAGGCAGCAUUAAAUAUAGCAAAGAAACAAAUUCACCAAAACCCGUCUUGUUUAAAUUGAAUUUCCCUUCCAGUGUUUCCAAAUAAUUUGGCGUCCUAAUGCCAUAAGUGCUGGCAAAAAUAAUAAUAAAUACCGAAGGCAUUACGCGGAGUUGUGUGAGAGACUUUGGAUUGGAGAGCAGAACCAACAAAAGCCACAUUAGCGUGCCAGCAAAGUCUCUACUCUCGACUCUCGACUCCGCCAAGUAAACACACGCACAGUGCACCCGCACACACCACACACCACACACACACACACCACACACAUGCCACAGCAUCUGAAAGAAAAGUUAAAGGAAAAACUGAAGACAAAACUUGUCAAGUUUGCAUACCCCCACAGUGGCUGUCAUUUUUGGGUGGAAAAGUAAAAAAAACUCACUAAAAACCAUUUACAAAAUUUAAAAACUUAUUUCUUCUCAUACAGAAAAGUAAA
Molecule: messenger RNA, 2510 nt
Organism: Drosophila gunungcola (fruit fly)
Lineage: Eukaryota; Metazoa; Arthropoda; Insecta; Diptera; Drosophilidae
Gene: RhoU
Exons: 6
Biological process (GO): small GTPase-mediated signal transduction
Molecular function (GO): GTPase activity; GTP binding
Source: RefSeq, a predicted model, not a curated record